Letharia lupina is the source of this 3012-nucleotide messenger RNA. RefSeq lists its product as uncharacterized. NCBI's taxonomy places the organism in Eukaryota, Fungi, Ascomycota, Lecanoromycetes, Lecanorales, Parmeliaceae. The record is from RefSeq and is a predicted model, not a curated record. The transcript is spliced from 4 exons. The coding region runs from base 1 to 3012 and encodes 1003 amino acids. Gene Ontology annotation, cellular component: AP-3 adaptor complex; membrane coat; endosome membrane. Gene Ontology annotation, biological process: protein targeting to vacuole; Golgi to vacuole transport.
AUGGAUCUGAAAGCUACUGCGCUCCUGAAGCUCAUAUACCUCGAAAUGUUCGGCCACGACAUGUCUUGGGCGUCGUUCCAUGUGCUGGAGGUCAUGUCAUGCCCACGAUAUCUCCAAAAAAGGGUUGGGUACCUCGCGGCAGUCCAAAGCUUUCGUCCCGACACAGAGGUCUUGAUGCUUGCCACAAACCUACUAAAAAAGGAUGUGUCUUCCCCACUGGCGCCCACAAUGUCCUUACCUUUGGUGACUUUACCUCACAUCAUCACAUCCUCCUUGGCGCUUUCUCUUCUGUCAGACUUGUUGCCAAGAUUAUCGCACUCGAAUCCAAAUAUACGGAAGAAGACGGUCGCUACUCUGUAUAGGCUUGCGUUGGUAUAUCCUGAUACGUUACGGUCAGCUUGGCCGAAAAUAAAGGAUCUUCUCAUGGAUGAGGAUGAAGACUCGAGCGUCACAGCUGCAGUAGUGAAUGUUGUCUGCGAGUUGGGUUGGAGAAGACCAAGAGACUUCCUUGCCUUGGCCCCCAGGCUCUUCGAUUUACUGGUCGAUGGGGGCAACAAUUGGAUGGCCAUCAAAAUCAUCAAACUUUUUGCAACGCUGACACCAUUGGAACCUCGCUUGAUUAAAAAACUAUUGCCUCCUCUUACCAAACUCAUUCGGACAACGCCGGCCAUGUCACUCCUCUAUGAGUGCAUCAAUGGCCUGAUACAGGGAGGUAUCUUGGAAGGUACGGAUGGGGCUAGAGAAGGGGAGGAGAUUGCUUCUUUGUGCGUCGGGAAGCUUCGAGGAAUGAUCGUCGUGGAAGGAGAUCCCAACCUGAAAUACGUAGCACUUCUCGCAUUCAACAAGAUUGUGUCGUCACAUCCACAUUUAAUAUCCAUGCAACAAGACGUGAUCAUCGGUUGCAUUGACGAUCCUGACGUUUCAAUACGACUACAAGCUCUUGACCUUGGUUCUGGCAUGGUCAACAUUGACAAUAUGAUAGCUGUCGUUGAGCGCCUUAUGCAGCAACUCCGUAACGCACCUAUUGCCAGUAGACGCGUUGACGAUGGUCGAAGUCACACCGUUAGUGUUGAACCUGCGGCAGACUCAGACGGAGAGGAUCCAGAAGAAACUCUGCGACCUGCGGCAGAAUCGCAGGAUGAGACUACUGCAUUGCCAGCCGAGUACAGAACCAUCAUUAUACAUCAGAUACUUGAUAUGUGCUCUAAGGACACAUAUUCAAACAUCACUGAUUUUGAAUGGUAUAUUGAUAUAUUGAUACAGCUGGUAAACCUGGUGCCUAUCACCGGUCAAUCUACCCCUGAGCUAUACGGAAGCAGUGGGCGCACUCUUAAAAACUCAUCUACGUCACAUGAGGCCGACGCAUCCAGUGCCAUCGGCUGGGAGUUACGUAAUGUUGCUGUGAGGGUGAGCACAGUGAGAGCAGAGGCUGUCAGAGCUGCAAAUUCUCUCCUAAGCGUGUCUGGGAGCGAAGGUUUCUUUGCUCUCAAAGGUGCUGGCGGCGAGGGCAUACUCACAUUCGUGGCUUGGAUUGUCGGCGAGUACGUUGACGGUUCCGUCUCAUCGUACCAUAGCUUGGAUUCUCUUAUACAUCCCAAGGUCCAAUCACUUUCGCCUAUGGUCAUUUGCGCAUACCUUCAAGCCAUUCCCAAGGUGCUUACCUCUAUCGUGUCGCAAAGAUUGCUCGAUUGGAGCUCUGAGCAUAAAACGAUGAUGUCUCUGCUAGUGGCGCGGGUCAUUCACUUCCUUGAACCCUUGGCAAUGCACUCAAACCUUGAAGUUCAAGAAAGAUCUAUUGAACUUCUGGAGUUAAUGAGGGUGGCUUCCCAAGCUAUCACUAGCCACGGCUUAGAAAACGACCGUGGGCCUCUUCUCCUUACGCGAGCCAUGCCACAACUCUUCACUGGCUUCGAGCUGAACCCAGUAGCUCCGACCGCCCAGCGAAAAGUGCCUUUGCCGGAUGAUCUAGAUCUCGGAGCUCCUAUCAACAAGAGUCUUCCACGCCUUCUGCAGCUUGCAGACCAGGGUCCCCUAGCUGAAUCCGAGGCCGCGGAAUUCGACUCCUUUUACAAUAAACGCCCGCUCCCAAGAGUUGCCACUGGCCCGACCUUCAAUUCAUUAGCAUCUCUUGGGCCUGAACCAUCAUCAUAUCAGCAAACAGGAGACAGCAUCCCAGACACGGACACAGUUAUGCGCAAACGUAACCAACGGCGGGAGAGAAAUAAGGACGAUCCUUUUUACAUAGGAAACGAUGAUGUGUCUUCUGGUACCUCGACUCCGUUCCAUGAUAUUUUAAGGAGCGCAAACGGGGAGGACGUUGACGUUGAUUCCAUUCCGAUCAUGAACUUAGAUCUUGGGGACAAGACUCUGACAGCUGAUGGCUCUAAUAUGGAGACUCGAAGGCAGAAGCGCAGGCUGCCCAAGAAAUUUGACAUUGUCAAAGAUGAGAACAUCGAAUACGAAGAUUCAGGAGUGGCUCAAUCCGAAACAGCUUCUAUGGGCACGAUGAACGAUAACGGUCCAUUUCAACAGGCGCGCGACAAAACGAAGAAGUCUCUACUUCAGGUCGAUUCAAGAGGGCUAGGUAGCUUCUCACUUGACAAUUCUGAGAGUGUCGCUGAGCAGCUCGACAUCGAGAGACAAGAGGCGCAAGACACAGAGAUGGCCAAAGCGCUUGCUGAAGUAGAGCGUCUACGUCUAGAAAUGCAGCGUGCCUCUGAGCGUAUCCAAGCGACAGACGGGGCUCCGGCAGAGGGCACGUUGGUCAAGAAGAAAAAGAAAAAGAAGCUGAAGCAGCUAACCGGAGACAUAGAGGCUCAAUUCCGGAAGCCUAACCCGGAAGCUGAUGGCGGUCCAGUUCGAGGCUCUCAAGAUGCCGAUGCUACUCUUAUAGCAAAGAAGAAGAAAAAGAAGAGGAAACCUGAGAUCACAAGGCCUGAUGAUGAGAAAGAAUUGAGAGCUUUUGAGGGUGGUCAAGAUGCUUCAUCUUUUCGAAGUCAAGCGGUGCUGUGA